This is a messenger RNA of Cricetulus griseus (Chinese hamster), 1299 nucleotides long. NCBI's taxonomy places the organism in Eukaryota, Metazoa, Chordata, Mammalia, Rodentia, Cricetidae. The record is from RefSeq and is a predicted model, not a curated record.
GAUCCAGACACUGACCAACCCCUGAACAGCCACGAUAUCACUGCCUUUCACAAACCCCGAAGGCCCCUGGAGAUCUUCAAAAAGGUGGGGAUCCCCAUCAUCGCAGUGCUGCUGAGCCUGGCAGCCAUCGCGACUGUAGCCAUCAUCAUCAAGGUGGUUCUGGUCAGAUACUACUUCAUCUGUGAAAGUCCUCUGGCCUUCAUUCCGAGGGAGCAGGUGUGUGACGGCCACCUUGACUGUGCCUUGGGGGAGGAUGAGGAACACUGUGUCAAGAACUUCCCUGAGAAGCCUGGAGUGACAGUCCGUCUCUCCAAGCAUCGAUCAACCCUGCAGGUGCUAGAUGCAGCCACAGGGACCUGGGCCUCUGCCUGUUUUGAUAACUUCACAGAAGCACUGGCCAAGACAGCCUGCAGACAGAUGGGCUAUGACAGCCAACCCACUUUCAGAGCAGUGAAGAUUGGCCCAGACCAGAAUUUCACUGUAGUUCAAGUCACAGAAAACAACCAGGAACUUCAGAUGCAAAACAGAAGUGGGACCUGCCUCUCCCUGGUUUCCCUGAGCUGCCUCGAAUGUGGAAGGAGCCUGAAGACUCCUCGUGUGGUGGGCGGGGUGGAGGCCUCUGUGGAUUCUUGGCCGUGGCAGGUCAGCAUCCAGUACGACAGGCAGCACACCUGUGGUGGCAGCAUCCUGGAUCCCCACUGGAUCCUCACAGCAGCCCACUGCUUCAGGAAGUAUCUUGAUGUGUCCAACUGGAAGGUGAGGGCUGGUUCAGAUAAACUGGGCCACACUCCGUCCUUGCCUGUGGCUAAGAUCUUCGUCACCGAGCACAAUGCCCUGUACCCCAAAGAGAAGGACAUUGCCCUCAUCAAGCUGCAGGUGCCACUCACAUUCUCAGACACUGUCAGGCCCAUCUGCCUGCCCUUCUCUGAUGAAGAGCUCAUCCCAGGCACACCACUCUGGGUCAUUGGAUGGGGCUUUACAGAGCAAAAUGGAGGGUCGAUGUCUGACGUGCUGCUGCAAGCCUCAAUCCAGCUCAUCGACAGCACACGCUGCAAUGCAGAGGAUGCCUACCAGGGGGAAGUCACUUCGGAGAUGGUGUGUGCGGGUACCCCACAAGGUGGCGUGGACGCCUGCCAGGGUGACAGUGGUGGGCCUUUGAUGUACCACUCUGGCCAUUGGCAGAUAGUAGGCAUCGUGAGCUGGGGCUAUGGCUGCGGGAGCCCAAGUACCCCUGGAGUGUACACCAAGGUCUCUGCCUUUCUCAACUGGAUCUACAAUGUGCGGAAGGUGAGUGUUUAG